UGAUUGCGAUCCGGUCGGAAGCAAUCACAUUCACAUCCUAGCUACCUAUGCCUAACUAGCUAGCUAGGUCAACAUCAGAGGAUGGCUGGAGCUGCUGGGAGUCGGAGGAAGAGCAGCGGCGGUCCAAAGAAGAAGAAGAAGAAGCAGCAGCCAGAGCCAUGGCCGGAAGAGAUAUCGCUCAACCAAUACGCUCUAGUGCGGACAUACCUUCUCAAGAGCAUUACCGGCAUAGGCUACCUGGCGUUUACGUGGUCGACGGUAGUCCUCCUGGGUGGCUUCGUCACCGCGCUGGGGAAGAAGGAUUUUUGGUCCCUCACAUUUAUUAGCAUGAUGCAGGCAGCCGGGAUCUUCCAUGACUGGGGAGAUGGGGUGAUGUGCUAUAGCUUUUCUAAGUGGCCUCGUAUUAUCGGGGAAAUUCUCGAUUAUCUCGCAAAGACUAUUGUCACUAUUCUACUUAAAACAAAACACAAAUGGAUAUACCUUUUGCUUGCUGCUGUUGCUUGUUGCUUGUUUUUCCCAAUUGGAUAUUUGUCGUACCUUGUUGUGGGCCUAGUUGCGUGGGUGAUCUACAAGUUUGGGGCUGUCAUCUGUGCCGGGAUCUCCUUGUGGCGCGUAAUACAACAUGAUUAUGGCAACAUGGAUGACGGGGACAACAGCAAAGCAAACCUGAUGCCAGCAUUGGACUUUUUCUAUUCUCUAAUUCUCUGCCAAGGUGCACUCUACUUUUUAUGGGCCACAUCUGACAAGGUGUUCCCAAAGAUGUGGGGUGAACCAUCAGUUAAACAGUACCUGGUUGACCUCCAGUCAAAAUGCUGGCAGGACCCUAAAUCCAUCAAGGAUAGGAGAUUGGUCAAUUAUGCGGUUGAUUUGCUGGACUCUGAAUCAUCACAAGACUACCUCUCUGGAGCAAGGAUGCUGGAUGUGCUCAUCAAGCGUGGAGUGGAUGUAAGGCCGCUUAUACUCCCCUCCAGCCAAAAGGUUGAGAAGCUGAUCGAUACACUGAGGAGGAGUAGCAGAGACAGAAAGAUUAAGGAGCUCGCCGCCAGGAUAUUGGCGCAUCUUGCCUGUGAUAGGGAUCUAACCCAGUUCCCUGGGCUAAUACCGUGCAUAUCCUCCCUACUGGGUAUCACCACCCAACUGCCAUAUUUGAACAACCAACAAGGAUCCAUUAACCAGUCACCACGUCAAACUAUAUGGGAUCAGUUGUGCCCAGAAAUUAAAAAAAGUAAAUUGGGUCCGCUAUUGAUAAAAAUUAUUAAAAAAAUAAAAUUGAAUCAGCAAGGUGCAGGGAACAACCAACAUCAGUCACCUCAAUGUAGAUUGGAUCAGCAAGGUGCAGCGGAAAGCGAAGGAGAAGGAGAUGGUUGGAAUGAGUUGAUUCUGCAAGGUCUGACAAUUCUGGAGAGGCUGGCGUCUGACCAAGACAACUGCAGGGACAUAUGCAGCAACCCCGAUCUAAUCGCCAAGAUCAUGUCACCUAUCUACUCUCACACACUAAUCCAAGAUAUCAACAUAAUGCCGGCAUGGCAAGAUGUAGUAAAUGGAGCCUUCAGAGUGGUACACCAGCUCAUCCGUGCUCCCGAGUGGACUGGUGGACGAAGGCUAGCCCAUGAAAUCUCCUGUAGCAAGCAGGCUGUGAGCAACCUGGAGAUGAUUCUUGAUCAGGGCAACUCGGCUAUCCAACAACAGAAGAUGCAAGCUAUGAAGAUCCUCACUGAUUUGGCUUUGGAUUCGUCCUCUAACCUCGCGAUGGAAACAAAAGAAAAUCUGAUCAACAAGCAGCUGCAGAUCUUCCUUACUGAAGGGACAGAGGAAGACCUUAAGGUUACGGCUGGGAAAACACUGGCAUUACUAUCCAAGGCAGGAGCUAUCUCUGUGUGUACAAUGAGUGAAUACAAUCCCAUUGUUGAGCAAGUGACUGAAAUCCUUGAUGCUAAGAACAAGAUCAUAUACAGAAUAAUAGCUGCUGAGAUCUUGGAGAAUUUGUGUACUCUACAUAUGAUGGACAAGAAUCAUGUGAAGAACACCUUGCUGUCAAAGGUGCUGGCAGAAGUUUUAACCAGUAAAAAGAAGCCACCAUCAAAAGCAUCGGAAAGGCAGGUAUCUCAAACAUUAGGAGAUAUUGUAGAAAAUCUACUUCAAGACGACGAAGAAAAUCAACGUCUGGAACAUAACGGCCAACUCAAUCCAUCCGAGCAAACUGAGACGCAAACAGCUAUGAUGGAAUUGAAGGAAGCAUUGUUAUCCCUUACUUCGGUGAUAUUUGACAGGCUGAUAAUUAGUGCCGUGGAUUUUGAUGAGGUGGCUCAAAAGGUUGCCCCAGGAGAAGGUGAAUUUGUGGCGAAGCUCAAGACUAUAGUAGAAGAUAACUGUGAGGCCACGGCUAAUAGCCUAAGAGUGGUCAAGCUUUGCGGUAUGAUUGCUGUUACAAUGAUGCGGCACAGCCAGUACAACACACACAUCAAGGAUCAGAAAUUCAUGGAGACACUGUCGGAGGCUUCGAGAAUCAUGUGUAACCUUGAAAGCUGCAUGCUCUUUGCUGGGACUGAUGGUGGUGCCAAGAAGACUGCUAGGCCCCUCCUCUCAGAUCUUGUGAAAGAGGCAAACGCGUUAGUUGCUUAA
This is a messenger RNA of Aegilops tauschii subsp. strangulata, 2622 nucleotides long. RefSeq lists its product as uncharacterized. Lineage: Eukaryota; Viridiplantae; Streptophyta; Magnoliopsida; Poales; Poaceae. The record is from RefSeq and is a predicted model, not a curated record.